UUGCUGCAUCGAAACGACAACAGAAUAUAUAAUUAAUAAUAAUAAAAUGCCACGAUGAUAUUGUAAUUUACGAACAAUUUAUCCAGAUUCAUCUUCUCGUUAAAUCUCAAGUUCGAUGAGUCUAUGGUUCUACAUCGCCGUGGUGCCAGAAAAAUCCAGAAGAUUGCGCGUGAUGAAUUUCGUAUUCGCGAGGGAAGAGUUUAGAUUGCGAUUUGAAAGAUUUAUUCUUUGAUGAUUUAUUAUAUGAGAAACUACUCAUGCAUAGCGUGAUCUGGAAAAAUUUUAAACGGUUUCCUUCGAAGAAGCUGUUAACCAGCAAUAAUACAGAUAUUAAGAUUCACAACGAAUCCCUUGUCAAAAGAAAUAUCAUACAGAUUGCUAUGCUAGACGAGGAGAAAAUUUUCGAAGAUGAGAUGGCACAACCCGAAUUUCAUGCAUUAUCUUGGUUGUACAAAGUUGCGCCUUGUUUUCCUGUAGACGGAUCUAAGAUUAAAAUAAUUGAUGAACCAGGCAUAUUUUAUUCAUGUCUUGUGGAAAAGUGUAAGAAUGCAAAGAAGAGAAUAACAUUUGCAUCGCUAUACCUAGGCACAGGAAAAUUAGAAUCAGAUUUAGUAGAAGCCAUAGAUAAAGCUUUAAGUUUGAGUAAUGGUAAUAUUGAAGUUAAACUUUUGUUUGAUUACAUGAGAGGAUCUAGAGGUAAAUUAAAUUCGUGUAAAAUGUUGCAACCCUUGCUUAACGGUAAAUAUGGUCAUUGCUGUCAGAUAUUCCUGUAUCAUACCCCUAAGUUACGAGGUAUCUUAAAGAUGAUAAUCCCAGUCCGCUUCAAUGAAUUAGUAGGAUUGCAACAUAUGAAAUUAUACAUGAUAGAUAAUGAUCUGAUAAUUAGUGGUGCUAAUCUUAGUAAUGAUUACUUCACAAACAGACAAGAUCGGUAUUUUCUAAUAGAGGACUGCAAAGAGCUUUGUGAUUUUUAUAACGAACUCGUUGAGAAAGUAGGAGAAUUCAGUUUUGUCCUCAAACAGGAUGGUACCACAGUAUUAAAUUCGACCAAAAAUAUUCACCCCUUUAAAGACAAACCAGUAAAAUUCAUUGAAGAAGCUGCACGUAGUGUAAAAGCUCUAUUUCUCAAGGAAUUUGAAAAACGUUCCAAUGUUGAAAAAAUAUCCAAAGAUUCGAAUGCGGACACAUGGAUUUUUCCGUUGAUACAAAUGGGUCAAUUAAACAUUUACCAUGACAGUUAUAUUACAUUAAAGCUUCUACAAACAGCACAACCAGGUGCCACGCUUAGGCUUGCGACAGGCUAUUUUAAUUUAACUUCGGAAUACAGUGAUGCAUUACUUAAAGACUGUCAAGGAACGUGCCACCUGUUAACAGCACAUCCAACUGCCAAUGGCUUUUUCUCUGCAAAAGGAGUGGCUGGCGGUAUUCCAGCAGCGUAUACAAAAAUAGAGGAAUCAUUCAUCAAACGUUGCACUAACAUGGGCCAAGAAGAUAGGAUCAAACUGUGGGAAUUUAUAAAACCAGGCUGGACAUACCACGCAAAAGGAUUAUGGUAUUCCCUGCCUGGUCAAAAAACACCGAGUCUAACGCUUAUCGGAUCGCCCAAUUUUGGGUACAGAUCGGUAAGCAAAGAUUUGGAAACUCAAAUUGCUGUAAUAACAAAAAAUCGAAAAUUACAAAGUGAAUUACAAAAAGAAUACGAACGAUUAUUUGCAUCUGCAAAACCCGUAACGAAAGGAACAUUUACUGAGCAAAAUAGAAUUCCUCCAACCUGGGUUUGCGCUGCCGUAGCUGUAUUUAGAUACUAUUUCUAAAUAGUAUAUCAUUUGCGUCGAAUUUCUACCGUAUACAAUCUAAAUAGUAUUUAUUUCAUAUAAGCAAAGAAAUUAAUUUAUACGAGUUUUUCUUCAAGAAUGACGAAAUAUAUUGAUUGUAUAAAAUAAAGAUGUAAAUAAGAACCACAUUAUCGGAU
Megalopta genalis is the source of this 1972-nucleotide messenger RNA. RefSeq names its product Phosphatidylglycerophosphate synthase 1 (gene PGS1). Gene Ontology annotation, biological process: cardiolipin biosynthetic process. Gene Ontology annotation, cellular component: mitochondrion. Gene Ontology annotation, molecular function: CDP-diacylglycerol-glycerol-3-phosphate 3-phosphatidyltransferase activity. The record is from RefSeq and is a predicted model, not a curated record. Lineage: Eukaryota; Metazoa; Arthropoda; Insecta; Hymenoptera; Halictidae.